AUGAGAAAACGAGCGGCUGCGGAGGAGGUGCCGAGUAUGCCUCGCCCCAAGAGGCUGAAUGCCGGCGGUGCUGGAGUCUCAUAUGUCGACGACGACGGCGACGACGAUUAUACUCCAGCUUCAAGUCCGGGAUCAAGUGUGGAAGUCGAAUCUACAGUCACAGCUGCUACGACACCGCGAACCAAGUUUCCAUCGGAUUAUAAGACAUUAGCGUGCUCCUGGCCAGGAUGUACGAAAAGCUUUAAUCGCCCUGCGCGAUUGAGGGACCAUAUGAACUCUCACACCAACUCUCGGCCUCACAAAUGCCCUUACGACGACUGUACCAAGGAUUACAUCGAAGAUAAGCACUUGAAACAGCACAUCAAGGCCGUACACACCAAUGACCGCAAAUACAUCUGCCAAAGAGACGGCUGUGGAAAGAGAUUCGUAACAGGCACAAGAUUAAAGCGUCACCAGCUAGUCCACGAAGGAGCCGACAGAUUCCGCUGUCAGGAUUGCGGCCAAAGCUUCAGGAAGAAGGAAACGCUCAACAAACAUGUGAGGAAAGAACAUCAAGGCCUGCCAGCGCACCAGUGUCCAGAGCCGGGAUGCGUAUCUGCGUUCGAUUCCAAGGGAGCACUCAAUCGACACCGGGAGAGAGAACAUGGGCCGCUCAAGUACUGGUGUAUGGAGUGUGCGCCGCAAUUGCGAGAGGAUGGCACGACAUUCAGAGUUGGCUUCACAACGGAUACACAGCUACAGUCACAUAUGCGACAAGAACACCAAAACUGCAUGUUUUGCGACUACAAAUCUAGUUCCUUAUGGGAGCUGGAAACGCAUAUCGAAAUCCACCACUCUGGAAAGACUGUCCAAGAUCGAAAGACGGUGCCUUGUACCUAUCCCGGCUGCGACAAGAAAUUCACGAAGAAGUCAAACUUGAACGUCCAUAUCCGUGUAGCUCACGAAGGAUUCCGCUUCAUCUGCGGCGAAGUCGAAUUAACCGGCACCGGACUCGAGGCCUGGACCAACGACCAAGGCUGUGGCGACAAAUUCAGCACAAAGGUUCGAUUGGAGGAUCAUAUUCGCUUUAUCCAUCUUGGCCAAGAACGACCAAAGCAUUCCAAAACCGAUAAAUCAACCCCAACAGACGUCAUUGACGACAUCUCUGGCGUCACAAACGUCAAGAAGCAGACCCUUAAAUGCCCACAGUGUACCGAAGGCUUUAUCCGCUACUAUGACCUCAAUGCUCACAUCGCAGCCGUACACCCCAUAACUACCGUUGAUACUGUCGCCGUCGAUCCAAUGCCAUAUACCAACCCUGUCAUGUUUGACUCUGAAGUCAAUACUACUGAACAGACUUGGACAGAAAGCUUUCCCCAAGCAGACAUUUUUGCUUCGCAGAUGACGUACGGGGUUUCUCAGGACGGCUGGAUCGGCGAUGAUGCGAAUCUUAUGAUGCUAGCCCACGGGGAAGCAGGCUUGAGUGGAAACAUGGACCCGACGCUGGAUGGAUUUUAG
This is a messenger RNA of Trichoderma gamsii, 1497 nucleotides long. RefSeq lists its product as hypothetical. NCBI's taxonomy places the organism in Eukaryota, Fungi, Ascomycota, Sordariomycetes, Hypocreales, Hypocreaceae. Bases 1 to 1497 code for a protein of 498 amino acids. Gene Ontology annotation, biological process: regulation of transcription by RNA polymerase II. Gene Ontology annotation, cellular component: nucleus. The transcript has 2 exons. The record is from RefSeq and is a predicted model, not a curated record.